AUGACUGGCCCACCUCUCCAUCUCGAGGACGUUGACAUCUCCUCUGAGGCGUCUGCAUCUCUGCUGAUCCAAGUCUUGUCGGACGAAAAGCACGCGCUUCCAGAAAGCCUCUCAGUGCUCGGGAGCAUCGUCAACUCCUUCGAUCGCACGCGGCCUCUGAGCGUAGACAACCACCCAACCGUGCAAGCAUGGUGCACCGAGAGUCUCGCCAACUUGCAAGCCCAAAUCUCGGACGGCGUCUCCGCGCGACCUCUGUUCUCGGUCUUCACCUUCGAGCCAUCCACCCAACAGUUCCGCUACUUCUGCUCAGCAGAAGUUGCACCUGGCGACAAAUCCAAGUUCCCAACGCCAGACGAGAACACCCACGUUGCAGGCGCCUUCCGCGCGCUGCGCGCUCUCGCAGACGCGCACUACCCGCGGUUCCACGUCCUCAAGCCCAACAACAGCGACGACCCCCCGCAGAUCGUCAUCGGCGCCGUGCACGAGAAAUGGCGCACCGCGACAGAGCCGAUCAUCCUCAGCCGCAACCCGUGCCCGCGGUACCUCCUCUCCCCGGACAACGCCAAGCGUUCGCGCUCCAAUACCAAUCCUCAACUGCAUCCACAGUCGUCCCCCACGCUAUAUGAACAGGACUGGAUCGUCUCACAGAUGCUCGAGCACGACAUCCCGACCGUCAGCUCCACCUCGCACAUCCCGCGCUCAGCCACAUACCUCCGCUCGCGCUUCCCGUACUCGGUCUGCCUGCGCGAUCCGUCCGGCCCCGUCGCCGUCUCGAGCUCAGGCGCAGAUGCAGAGGCAGAUGCGGACCCGACGAAGCGCAGGGCGAUCGCAUGGGCGCUCAUCCACUCGGACGGCGGCGUCGGCACGCUCUACGUCGACACCAGAUACCGCGGCAGGCGCCUCGGCAAGCGCGUCGUGAGCGAGCUCGGGCGCAUGCUGGACCCCGGUGCCGUCACCACCACCACCAGCGGCUGUCCGCUUGCAGACGGCGACCCGGGCGGCGGUGCGGCGGGGUGGGUGUGGGCGGAGACGAUGCAGUCCAACGCCAAGGGACAGGCGUUUUUCGAUUCCCUGGGCUCGGAGGGCUGGGAGCGUGCGUGGACGUGUGAUUGGGUGCGGAUCGGGAGGGUUGAGCAGGAGUAG
Messenger RNA from Coniophora puteana RWD-64-598 SS2, 1143 nucleotides. RefSeq lists its product as uncharacterized. The record is from RefSeq and is a predicted model, not a curated record. The transcript has a single exon. NCBI's taxonomy places the organism in Eukaryota, Fungi, Basidiomycota, Agaricomycetes, Boletales, Coniophoraceae. The coding region runs from base 1 to 1143 and encodes 380 amino acids.